AUGGCCUGUGGAACAAGGGUGUACCACGGCGUGGCGCUGCUCGGUACGCGCAUCUACGUGGUUGGCGGCUGCACGACGGGUGACACCUACCUGCGCACCGUAGACGGCUUCGACACUGUGACUGGCGAUUGGGAGCGCUGCGACUCAAUGCAUGUGGCGCGCGCCUUCCUCUCUGUCGCUGUGCUUGACGGCCACCUGUACGCCAUCGGUGGACACACCGGAAAGCUUUACGUUAGUGGCGGAAACUCUGGCGGGGACGUGCUCUCCAGCGUGGAGGAGUACACCGUUGAACUAGACUCGUGGGUCCUCGUGAUGUCCAUGCCUAGUCCACGAUCGAACCAUCGGAUGGUGGUGCAUGACGACAGCAUCUACGUCAUCGGAGGGUACGACGGACGCCGCCGCAUCGAUUUAGUGCUGAAAAACGUGGCGAACGUGGUGCGCGAGUGGGAGGAUGUGGCUCCGUUGAGCGUCAGCCGCAGCAGCUUCACUGUUGUCGACUUCAGAGGGGAGAUAUACGUCAUCGGCGGCGUCACCGACGGUGGUUUGACGGCUGUGGUGGAGCACUACUCGUCCGUUUCCAACACGUGGCGCUCCCUGGUGGCUCCGCUCGGCCAGCCGCUCGGCGCUAUGGACGCCUGCGUGGUGGUGGGACUGGGCGCCGCACGGAGGCUGUCUGGCCGCUAA
Messenger RNA from Dermacentor andersoni, 684 nucleotides. Its product is annotated as kelch-like protein 36. The record is from RefSeq and is a predicted model, not a curated record. Lineage: Eukaryota; Metazoa; Arthropoda; Arachnida; Ixodida; Ixodidae. Gene Ontology annotation, molecular function: protein binding.